Molecule: messenger RNA, 3511 nt
Organism: Xiphias gladius (swordfish)
Lineage: Eukaryota; Metazoa; Chordata; Actinopteri; Istiophoriformes; Xiphiidae
Gene: mertka
Product: c-mer proto-oncogene tyrosine kinase a
Exons: 19
Coding region: 245-3043 (932 amino acids)
Biological process (GO): cell surface receptor protein tyrosine kinase signaling pathway; positive regulation of kinase activity; phagocytosis
Cellular component (GO): signaling receptor complex
Molecular function (GO): protein binding; ATP binding; transmembrane receptor protein tyrosine kinase activity
Source: RefSeq, a predicted model, not a curated record
CGCCUUCGUGGGAGCUCUCCUGUGACGUCGGGAAAGGUGAACUCCCCCACCACCCCCUCCCUGCGGCCAAAAUGUGAUCCUGGGUCAGCAACUCGCCACACAAGCUGUGCUGAAGCCCCAGCAGUGCGUGGUGUCGGAGACUGUCGCAGUCGAAGCACAGUCCGCCAGGAGUUUCAAACGUGGACGUUUGUCUUUCGGGCUGUUGCGGGACACGAAGCGGAGGCGAGGAGAGCUCAGACCGGUCAUGGCAAAGAAGUCAACCCCAGGCUGGUUUGGAGCUUUUCUCUCUACAACGACCAUAGUCAGUCUUGUUGGAAGUCCGGUCCGGGCCCAGUAUUCGAGGAUCCGGUUUCACCGAACAACCCGGACCUCAGAGCCUCUUGUGAUACCGGGCCGUGUUUCAAGGGUUUAUCUGAGCCCGGAUCAGCUCAGACAGCUGCACUUCAGGCCCACCACAGGCUCCAUCCAGCUAUCAGAGGGCCAUGAGGCUAAGUUCAACUGCUCAAUCGACAUCCCCGAUGCCAGGGUGGAGCCCACCAUCAUCUGGGUGAAGAACGGCCAGGACCUGGCAGCAAACGUUCAAACGGUGGUGAUCAACGAGCUCCAGACAAUCACAGACGGGGUCACAACUCUCCUCUCCACUGCCAGCAUUAAAAAUGUGCAGAGAGCGGAUGCUGGGGAGUAUUGCUGCAGGCUGAGUAUCGGCACCACGAUGGUAGAGUCUCAGCCAAUCAUCGUUGAGGUGGAUGGUCUACCGACAUUUAUCCAUCAACCCGAGGACAGGAACGUAACAAGAGACACACCUUUCACGCUAUCAUGUGAGGCGGUGGGACCUCCAGACCCUGUUCGAAUCCUCUGGUUCCGUGAUGGAUUGCCUGUUGAUGAUGAUCAUGACUCUGCCAGCAACUACUCUGUGUCAGGUGUGGACAAGCACACUCAGUUCAGCUGUGAAGCUUACAACGCAAAGGGAGUUGCCACCUCCAGAGAAGCAAAUAUCAACAUCAAAGUGCCUCCCAGUCCUGUGUCUAAUGUUACUGCAACGGCAAGUCAGUCCAAUAAGUUGAUGUUGAGCUGGAGCCCUGGUCACGAUGGCUUCUCUCCACUCACCAGAUGCCACAUCAGGGUUAAAGAGGUGAGUCGGCGGAAGGGGGAGGUGACGACCACCCGGUUCAUCAACGUCACAGUGCCGCCUUUCCAGUGUGAGGUCCCAGGGCUGCAGGCUAUGACGUCGUACAACAUGAGUGUUUCCUGCAGCAAUGACGUGGGAGCCUCUCCUGUCACCAUGUGGAUCCAGAGCAACACCACAGAGGGAGUGCCAUCAGUAUAUCCCCGAAAUGUCACAGUACAGCUGAACGGGUCCUGGCUGGUGGUCAGGUGGAAGCCUCCACCAGAUGAUAAGAUAAAUGGCAUCCUGCGUGGUUAUGAUGUUAUUGUCAGACAUGGCAUGCAAGAGAAAAAGAUCCACAGUUACACCACCACGGUCUCUGUACCUGUGCAGGAAUUCAACACAACCUACAUUGUGGAGGUGGCUGCAUGCACACAGGCAGGGAGCGGCAUGGUCAGCCCACGAGUCUGGCUGUUUGUGCCAGAGGACAAAUCAGUUGUGUCCCCAUCGUCCAGCCCUGACACCGGAGUUCCAGACUCUGUCUAUAUUGUGCUUGGCGUGGUGUGUGGCAUCUGUUUUCUGCUGAUUAUCCUCUGGGGGGGUAUCUGUGUACACAACAGGACUUCUGACUCCUGGUUUGGGCAGAUGUUUGGAGGUGGAGAAAAGCCGCACCUUAUCGUACAGUACCAACCCCAGAGAUCCUACAAUCGAUCAGCCAUCGGAGUCACACUUGGGAGCCUUGGUGUUAGUGAUGAACUCCAGGCCAAACUCCAGGACGUGAUGGUCAUGAGGAACUUGCUCUCGAUAGGGAAGGUUCUUGGAGAAGGUGAAUUUGGCUCCGUGGUGGAGGGACAUUUAAGAGAACCAGACGGAACAUCAGAAAAAGUUGCUGUGAAGACAAUGAAAUUGGACAGCUUCUCUCAAAGGGAGAUUGAAGAAUUCCUAAAUGAGGCGGCCUGCAUGAAAGAUUUCAACCAUCCUAAUGUCAUCAGACUGCUCGGUGUAUGCUUGGAAGUAGGCUCAGGACAUUUUCCCAAGCCCAUGGUCAUUCUGCCAUUCAUGAAAUAUGGAGAUCUGCAUAGCUUCCUCCUGCGCUCACGCCUAGGAGAGAGUCCAAUGUUCUUGCCCACUCAGACACUCCUGAAGUUCAUGGUUGACAUUGCUUUGGGUAUGGAGUAUCUCAGUGGGCGUAACUUUCUUCAUCGUGACCUGGCGGCUCGCAACUGCAUGCUACGUGAUGACAUGACAGUGUGUGUAGCAGACUUUGGGUUAUCUAAGAAGAUCUACAGUGGAGACUAUUACAGGCAAGGCCGGAUAGCCAAAAUGCCUGUAAAAUGGAUUGCAGUAGAGAGUCUGGCAGACAGAGUUUUCACUGUAAAAAGUGAUGUGUGGGCAUUUGGCAUUACCAUGUGGGAGAUUGCUACACGAGGCAUGACACCCUACCCUGGCAUCCCAAACCAUGAGAUUUAUGACUACCUUGUUGAAGGACACAGGCUGAAGCAACCAGCAGACUGUUUGGAUGAGCUAUAUGAGAUCAUGUACAGCUGCUGGAGGGCCGAUCCACUGGACCGACCCCUCUUUCCCCAACUGCGAGAAAUGUUGGAAAAGCUCACGGAAAAGCUCCCGGAGUCUUUCAGCAAGGACGAUAUCAUCUAUAUUAACACCAGCUUUCCUGAGGAGGACCCCGACGGGGAAACACUUCCUGCAGAACAUCCUGUGUUCAGCUCCUCCCCUUCCUGCAGCCAUCGGGCAGAAGAAAAUUCAGUAGUUACUGCGGACAUUCAUGGGAGCGUGGAGGAGGAGGAGGAGGAGGAGGAGGAGGAGGAGGAUGAUGAUGAUGAGGACGGUGAUCGUUAUGUGGUGGUGAUCUCCUCUGCUCCUUCCCUGAGAUCUCCUUCAGCGGACAUUCCUCUUUUGUCGAGUGACGCUUUAAGUUAAGCAAAUGGAGACAUGGUCACUGAUGUGACAGGCAUGGAUCACAGUUCAAGUGACACUUCUUUCCUGCUGUAACGAUUGGUACCCAGCAGAUUAAAACUAAAAAAGCUGUCACCUGGAUUCAUCAGUACUAAACAUUUUUCCUCGUUGCACUGGGAGCACCUUGACAUUUCCUGACGUGGACUUUCUAUAAUAUUGUUAUACAAACAGUUUAUGCUUUACAUGGACAGCCUAUAUGUCAGUGUUAGAAAUGUUGCCUAUGUGUGUCAACAUCAAACAUGUUCAUUCACUAUGUUCCAAUAAGCUUGAGAUACACUGAACUGUGAAACUCUUUACUGUAUUGAACUGUUGCUAUGUGUAUAUAUAGAAAUGUACAGAACAUUUAUAAAGUGACCUUGUAUACUGUAAAAAUAAAAGCUUUAUUGACUCAUUUGAGACUUGAUAAUUAAACUGGGAUAUAUUUUGCCAAGA